AUGUGGAAGAAACUAGGGCUGCCGAAACCCAUCCCCUAUGACAGUGACGAUGAAGCAUGGGACACCACUCCACCAACCACCACCGGCACCGAAACGCCACCGGCUACUGCACCAGCAACGGGACACACCGACUCACCGGCCGUCCAGACAUAUCGCCGGCAAAAGAAACAGCAAAGAACGCCGCCACCACCCUCGACUGCAAACCUUGCGGGCGAAAUGCUACCUGAAGCCACCACUUCCUCCGGUCACGGCCAAAAACGGCCAAGAACACAGUCGCCACCUCCACCGCCGAGAUCAGAACCAGAAACCACCAUUACCACACAUCUCGCAGGUCAUGAGGAAGGCGAUGCAUCCACUGAUGCACCCAGCAAUGUGCCAAGCGCUAUGCCCAGCGAUGUGCCCGCUGAUGCGCCCGUGGACUUACCAGGUGAUAUGCCCAGCGAUGUGCCCAGCGACACACUCAGUGAUAUGCCCAGUAAUCUGCCCAGCGAUUUGCCCAGGCCAGCAUACCCUGAUCACAUCGUUCAAGCAUAUGAAGCAUCGUUUAAUGUAACCAUCAUGUAUGCAUGCUUGUAA
Manihot esculenta (cassava) is the source of this 576-nucleotide messenger RNA. RefSeq lists its product as uncharacterized. NCBI's taxonomy places the organism in Eukaryota, Viridiplantae, Streptophyta, Magnoliopsida, Malpighiales, Euphorbiaceae. The record is from RefSeq and is a predicted model, not a curated record. Bases 1 to 576 code for a protein of 191 amino acids. The transcript has a single exon.